CAAACUAAUAUGUUUUUUUUUUUUUUAACUAACUUUUCAAUAUAAAGGGAUUGUGGAAGAGUGCCAUGGAAGGGAAAUAUGGUCAAAAUGGGGGGCAUUGGCUGGAUUGGGUGCAAGAUGGCAGAAAUGUAGGAUCGCUAUGGUGGAGAGACGUACGAAACCUCAAUGUGGGGGAUGGGGCAAAUGGGGGGUGGUUGUCAUCAGGAUUUAGGAUGAAGAUAGGAGAGGGGAAAGAUGGGAGUUUCUGGUGGGAUGAGUGGUGUGGGGAGGUUUGCUUGGCUAACAAAUUUCCUAGAUUAUAUCUCUUAUCAACAGGGAAGGAAAACAAGUGCCAUCAAAUGGGCCAAAACGUCAACGGCACAUGGAAAUGGAUCCUUGAAUGGAGAAGAACUUUGUUCGAGUGGGAAGAGGAGGACGCAAAGCAACUUAAAAGGACGAUUGAGAAUGUGACGAUCACACCUGGCCAACCGGACAAAUGGGAAUGGAUUCAUAGCAUCGAAGGUCAUUACUCAACAAAAACAGCUUACUUGAUGUUAGUAAAACAAAGAAGAGAACCGGAGGAAGCUAAAUUAUUCAAAAGAAUAUGGAGCAAGAUUCUCCCAAGCAAAGUUGCAGCUUUCAACUGGAAAGUAAUACUGGACAGAAUUCCAAAAAAGAUAAACUUGCUCAAAAGAGGAAUUGUUAAAGAUACAGGAGAUAGAAAGUGUGUUUUGUGUGAGAAUGAGGAUGAAGACUCUAACCAUCUGUUCUUGAACUGCAGUAUAGCUAGAAGGUUGUGGCAGGCAUGUGCAAAUUGGUGGGGAAUCACUGUCACAUUACAUAAGGAUUGUUGGAAAACCUUUCAAAAUUUUGGAGCAUGGACCACAAGCUCACGGAUUGCAGAAGGAUGGGAUUGCACAUGGAACUCAUUUAUUUGGUCAGUAUGGAUGGCCCGAAAUGGGAAGAUGUUCCAGAAUUUGAAGGUAAACUGAACCAAACUGUUUGAACUUAUUCAAUUGCGCUCUUUUGCAUGGAUUAAGGCUAGAAAAGCCAAAUGUUACUUUAAUAUUUCAAAUUGGUUAAACAACCCUGCUUUAUGUCUUUCUAUUAACUGUGGGAGGAAAAAGUAGAUGUAGAAGGGAGGGUCUGAAAGAUGGGAUUAACAUUGGAAGGCUUCUAUUCAGCUUUUGUAAACGAGUUUGAGUACCCCUUGUACUCAGGUAGUAAUUAAAGUAUACUUUGCUGU
Messenger RNA from Rubroshorea leprosula, 1225 nucleotides. The record is from the annotation of a GenBank genome assembly. Lineage: Eukaryota; Viridiplantae; Streptophyta; Magnoliopsida; Malvales; Dipterocarpaceae.